GCACAGUCUCAGGCACAGUCAGAGCCAGGCUGCACCCAGCGGAGUGUGUCGCCAGUGCGGAGGUGACAGCGGAGAAUGGAGACCUCGGCGAGCGACGAGAACCCACUCAACUCUUUCCCUGUGGAGCCAGCGUGCUGAAAGGGGAUCGGGAGGAAUUUAACUUUUCGGGGGCACGGGAAGGGAAUGGCUGAUCCUCUGCGGAGGACUUUACUAGCGAAACUACGUGGGAAAAAAUCCAAGAAAGGAGAGACGCUCGGCGCUGGAUCGGGCUCCACUGCUGCUGCUGCCGUCCCCGCCGCCGCCGCCGCCGCAGCUGCGAAUGUGGGCCGAGAAGGUAAAGAAAAAGUUUUGCAAAUGCAGCGAGACUCGGUCGAGGCUCACUCGAUAGUCACGCUAUCAGGCCCGGAUUACACGGGAGAAAGAAUGAGCACGUACGAGAAUUGUGUUGACGGGCCGGCGGCGCAAGCCACAGGGGUAGAGUUGCUCCGGCUGGCCGGCUCACGUCCGCCGUCGCUGAGCUGCGGGGGCAGGGGUCGGGUGAAUGGGCAGCUCCCGGGGGCCUCGCUUCAAAGAGAGGUGCAGUUUACGGGACAGGCGAUUCCGGAGGCUAAUAGGAGCUGCUGGGAGCCCGUGUGUGAUGACGCGAUCGCUCUUUCAGGAGGGGUGUUGUUUGCCCACAGGAAACACUUCAUCUCAGUCCCAUGGCAAUGCGGCGUCGGAGAUUCAAUUGGUUUCGGGGACAAUUCCAAUAAUAUUUCUUCCCACGCACGAACUGUCAACUGCACCACUUCUGAUUGUGAGCCCCUACUCUGUGUACAUUCCCAACGUGUGUCAAGAACCACCGUUGCUGUAAAUGUACAUAUCAACCCACCAUUGCGUGCAAAUCACAUCCCAGCUCAAACAGAAGAAAACCUCUUUCAAACAAUUGAGAACUUUGACCCUGCAUACUCAGAGGACUUCAGGGGCCCUCUGCAGAGCCCAUCUGUCUUUCCAACCGAGCUGGAAAUAUGUGAUAUUAACAUAGCAUCCAUGUGUGACACAAAGGGAUCACUCAUGCAUCCUUUAGACAGUGAAGAUGAUGAUUAUUAUGAUAAUGGAAUUCUGCCUUUCUAUGAAACUAGAGCAAAAAGUGUGAGGGAUGGAGGAGAUAUUCCAGCGCUUGCCCAGAUAGGUCCAGAUGAAGGACAAGAUGAUGAGAGCCACAGUGCCCAGGAAACAGAUAGGCUUCGGACCCAGCUCAAAGAGGCGUAUUACCUCCUGAUUAAUGCUAUGAAUGAUAUCAAUUUGGACCAGCAGGUAAGUGCUGGUUUCAGUGAGAAUCAGACCACCUCCUCCUGUAGUAGCAACUCUAGGGAUAGCUUGUGCUCAAGGUUGUCCCCCAGAAACAUGGACAGCGACUCGUGGUACUCUGGGGGUGACCACAGCCCCCAGCAGGUGUCUGACACAGAUUCUUUGCUACUGUGCCUUGGUGGAAACAUUGAGUCAGGUCUCAAAAGCCGACUAAAAAGUAAAAGCAUGACGAAUCUAUCGCUGGCUAAGAUAAAACCCACUUUAGCGCGUUCUGCUAGUGACGGAGACUUUAGGUAUCCAGGGGGACCUUUGCAGUGCACUAAUCCUCUUAGAGGCAGUUCAGUCGUGUGUGACGACGAAGUUGGUUCACAUCAAAAAUCAGAUCAAGACAGUGAGGAUGCUGAAGGUAUAGCAGUGGCUGAGCUUUCAAAACCUCGCAUGGUCUACAAUGUACCCAGCAAUGAGAGCCGUUUUCCAGAAGCUGCCAGUGAGAGCCUUGUUGAAACCAGUGGCUCGGUCAACAGCCUUACAGGUUCUUCGGACAGCAACACAGAGGGAUCAGUGCCUCCCGGUUCUGUUUACAAGCAACAGCCCACAGGAGUUUCAGAACAGGGAGGCAACUUAACCAACAAGGGCCAUGGUGUCACUGUCAACAAGAUGCAACAGUGGAUGCACAAAGGUCGCCUGUUGUCAUCUGAAAUGAAGCAGCGGAUUGAGGGUUCAUCCUCGCCCCACGGUGGGAGCCGAAACCCCGAGUGUCCCUCUCCUCUGGCGAGCCCGGGGGGAUCAGGGAUCCUAACAUCCAGACGAGUGGUAAAAUCUGUGAAGUCCCCUGCAAGCAAGACACCACAGCAUUCAGCUCUAAUUGAAAAUGCCCAAACUCAAGAGACAGCCAGGGCCAAUGAGCUUUCAGCAUGGCGACCACACCUCCACACCAUCACGGUGGCCAAGAAGCGCAACUGGCUGCAGCAGAGCACCCUUGGAAAAGGGAACUACUACAGUAAAGAUGAGCUGCAAGGCAAGCUGGCAGCUGAGGAGGAGGCGUGCCAGGGCUACCCACAGCUGCCACCUCUACCCAGUCCUUCUCCAGAGCAAAUGAUAAGUUCAGGGGCACCAUCUGCACGGCCGGCCCACCUGCAUCUACCCAAGGUGAGUGUAUCGCCUCACCCCAGGAGUGUGGACCCCGCAGAGGAGAAUGAUGCUGACGACGAAGGGGAGAUCUGGUACAACCCGAUUCCCGAGGAUGACGAACUUGAGGUGUCCAACAGACCGUCUGUCCGACUGCUUUUUCCCUCUCGAACUGAGCCUCAGAGGAGGCCCAGUAGGGGUCAUAACGGGAGGACCGUGGAGACCAGUGGGCCAGACUUGGUCGUAGAAAGUAGCUCAGGAGAUGGAAGCCAAGGAAAUGCUGCACAUUCGACAGAGGCACUACAUCUGCACCGACAGAUGCUGAUGUUCAAACCUCAGGAGGACGGAGGGCCUUCCAGCAGCAAAUCUAUUGAUGUCCCUGACUCGCCCAAUAGUGUUGGAUUCUCCCCUCCUUCCAGCCCAAACCCUACUAAGAAGAUCAGCUCCAUUAACUGGUCAUUCCCAGACAAGAUCAAAUCUCCACGCACCGUCAGAAAAAUCUCCAUGAAAAUGAAGAAGCUUCCAGAGCUCAGCCGGAAACUCAGUGUUAAGGGUCCAAGCAGCAGUAACAGCAGUGGAAGUAGUUAUUUAGAGCACAGAUCCCAUUCACUCCGAGCCACAGAUGGGGGGUCUGAGGCCACAUCCCAAAGUCCAGGUCCUCAACGAUUGAUUGUAUCUGGUGUAGGGCCUGGCAGCCGAAAUGUGAUCUCACGCUACCACUUGGACAGCAGCGUGUCUACACAGCACAGCUUCAGUAAGAAGAAAAACAAUGCCAGCUCCAAAUCUGCCGCUAAAGGUGGAUACUUAAGUGAUGGCGAUUCACCGGAGCUGGUGACUAAAUCUGGGAAGCACAGUCCUGUUGACACCAAGGGAGGCAGAUGUAAGGACGUAGAAGGACCAAGCGGAAGCUCAAAACUAAAUGGUACAGAUUUGGACAUAGAUGCUUUCCGACAUUAUAGUUUCACAGAGCAGCCCAAAUGUAGCCAGUACAUCUCCGGACUGAUGAGCCUGCACUUUUACGGCGCUGAGGACCUCAAACCACCUCGCAUUGACUCUCGCGAUGUCUACUGCGCCAUUCAAGUGGACUCAGUUAACAAAGCACGGACUGCGCUCCUUACCUGUCGAACUUCCUUCUUAGGUAUGGACCACACCUUCAAUAUCGAGCUAGAGAAUGCCCAGCAUUUGAAGCUUGUUGUGUUCAGCUGGGAGCCCACACCAAGGCGAAAUCGUGUCUGCUGUCAUGGCACAGUGGUCCUACCUGCACUCUUCAGGGUAAUACGUACCCACCAGCUGGCAGUUAAGCUGGAACCUCGGGGGCUGAUAUAUGUCAAGCUGAACCUUAUGGAGCAUUGGCAGAACUCCUUGGAUGGAAGACGAGAUGGCAAUAGGGAACCCCAAGUCUUUGGUGUGGAGGCAUGGCGGGUGGUGGAGAGGGAGGACACUGGACUCUUGGUGCCAUUGCUUAUAAGCAAAUGCAUUCAUGAGAUUGAGAAACGAGGUUGCCAGGUGGUGGGGCUGUACCGUCUUUGCGGUUCUGCAGCUGUAAAGAAGGAGCUACGAGAGGGCUUUGAAAGAGACAGUUACGCUGUGGAAUUGUGUGAAAACACCUACCCUGACAUCAACGUCAUUACAGGCGUAUUAAAGGACUACCUACGAGAGCUGCCAUACCCUCUGAUCAACAAGCAGCUGUAUGAGGCAGUCUUGGACUCCAUGGCCACCCGACCUCUGAGAAUGGGAGCAGCGGGCUGCGAGAAUGACCACGCCGAUUCAGAAUACACUGUCGGGCUGCUCGACAACCUGCCAGAGGUGGAGAGGAUGACACUUCGGAAGCUUCUUGACCACCUCAAGUUGGUGGCGUCCCACCAGGAAGUGAACAAGAUGACAUGUCAGAACUUGGCAGUGUGUUUUGGCCCAGUGUUGCUCAGCGAGCGUCAGGAGGCUUCCUGUCACACCAACCGAGUCUUCAUUGACUCAGAGGAACUUGCCAGUGCGCUGCACUUCAAAAAGCACAUUGAAGUCUUGCACUACCUGCUGCAGCUCUGGCCAGUUGUGGACCCUCACGUUCAGCCCUCCUCCGAAGCCUCUGAUGCACUCAAGGCCCCUCCCCUACGCCGGAGAAAAGAGAGACCUCAGGUUUUGAACUUGACCGAAGCGGAGAUGGCCGGCGUUCUGCGGCCCAAACCGGGACGCCUGGACAGCCCGAGCAAUCGCUACGCGGGGGAUUGGAGCGGCUGCGGCGAAAGCUACUUCCCCUCUGAGAUGCUUCUGCUCCCUCACAGCAAAGAGGAAGCCGACUACGACGAUGUGCCCUCAGAGGAUACAGACGCGGCUGAUGAGCCGCUAGAAAGGUCUGAGGACACGGAAUCCACCCUGCAAGACAACACGAGCUCUUUGCCGGGUCCUCCCGAGCGGGUCCAGACUCUAAGCGAGGAUGGGACUGAGGAGGAGGAGCAGCUAGACGAUGUGGACAAAGAUGAGGUGGUGGAAGGGCAGCUAGAAGAGGACAAUGGUUCCAGCAACAGCCAGCGGUCGCACGAGGAAGAGAAGGAAAGCGCGUGUGAGCACAUCUUGCUGCCGCGGCUCCACAAGGAGCACGCGUACCAGGCUUACAUGAAAAUCCAAGACAUCAGCCCUGUGCUGAGCAACAGGGUGAACUUGAGAGACCUUCAGGAGAGCAUCGAUACGCUCAUAGGGAACCUAGAGCGAGAACUCAAUAAGAACAAGCUCAACGUCGGAUACUGAAUC
This is a messenger RNA of Syngnathoides biaculeatus (alligator pipefish), 5163 nucleotides long. It is a transcript of the gene syde2, whose product is annotated as synapse defective 1, Rho GTPase, homolog 2 (C. elegans). Gene Ontology annotation, biological process: signal transduction. The transcript has 8 exons. Bases 184 to 5160 code for a protein of 1658 amino acids. NCBI's taxonomy places the organism in Eukaryota, Metazoa, Chordata, Actinopteri, Syngnathiformes, Syngnathidae. The record is from RefSeq and is a predicted model, not a curated record.